Messenger RNA from Periconia digitata, 285 nucleotides. The record is from the annotation of a GenBank genome assembly. Lineage: Eukaryota; Fungi; Ascomycota; Dothideomycetes; Pleosporales; Periconiaceae.
UCCCUUAGUCGCCUUAACGUUCAUUAAUGCCUUCAUCUUUUGAAAAAUUAGUAAAGUUAGGGGUUUCGUGAAGAUGUCAGCCGGGUUUUCCUUGCCGCUAAUCCAUUGGACACUUAGUUCGCCGUCGUUGAUCUGGUCACGUAGCCAGUGGUGGCGAAUAUCGAUGUGUUUAGACCUAGAUCCAAUGGCGUCGUUGUUAAGGAGCUUAAUUGUAGCUUCGUUAUCAAUGUAGAAGGGCACAGUAGGGAUCUCUAGGCUUCCUUGCCUGCCUCUGCUGCGGCCAUG